This is a messenger RNA of Talaromyces atroroseus, 1554 nucleotides long. RefSeq lists its product as hypothetical. The transcript has a single exon. The record is from RefSeq and is a predicted model, not a curated record. The coding region runs from base 1 to 1554 and encodes 517 amino acids. Lineage: Eukaryota; Fungi; Ascomycota; Eurotiomycetes; Eurotiales; Trichocomaceae.
AUGGACAGGAAAAUGCUCACCUGGCUGGUAGCGCUACUUAUUGCUCUGUCUAUACCGUUUCUCUCGCGCCAGCUAAAGUCAAGUUGGAAAUACCUCCGAAACACCGCCAGAAUGGACCAGCUAUCAGAAGCGCAAAAGUCUCGUCUAGACGAGGUCGCCAAUUUGAUGCUUGAAAUAUAUGAAACACUAGCCAAAAUGCGCUAUAUAGACCCAGCCGGUAUCAAAGAGGGGCCACACGAUACUAGCAGCUUGCAAUCCCAGUAUGAAGAGUACGGACUAGACCCUACCAUCAAGUAUCUAUAUAGCAUUCUGCCAUACAUCGAUGCGGCUGCCGCUGGCAACUCUGACUUCUUGCAUGGGGGCGAGUUUGCAAAUUUUCUGGACCCCGAACAAGUAGAACAGGGGCGGGAUCCUUUCUAUGCGAGUCCCGAAGGGGACGAUUUUGAGGCCGAAAAUGGACCGUAUAUGCGUCCGUGGGUCACUGCGCUAUCACAACUUGGUAAUCACGGGAGUGUGAUUUUGUACGAUGCCAAAAGCCAUCAAAUCUGGAUAAUCGACCAAGAAAGCUGGGCAAGUACCGAUCUGGCCCUGGAAGGUAUGCAGACAAAAGAGAUUACCAGCGUUAACGACAAUAGCUUCGAUCAUAUCCCUGGCCGACCGGCUAGAGACGUCUUGCGGGAUAUAAACGGCUGGUAUCGUUCUCUUGAGGCACUACCUGGAGGCGGGGAACGAAGUUGGCUUGACUGGGAUCAUUGGGAUGAAAUCUUAGGUUUAAAGGGCCUUUAUCAGAGAAAUGGCUGGCCCGAUGAUCUUGACGGCGACAGUUUUGAGAUAGGUCGGGCACGGGGCUAUGCCGCUUCUCGUGCAAAGUGGUUUGCUGAAGAGCCGUUGAGGCAGGUAGAAAAGUACCAGUUAUGGAAAAAAUUCGGAGAAGACCGAAAGAAGGCGGCAAUGAAUGAGGCAACGAGCAUGGAAGAUGAAUGGGUUGCACAAUUCACAGUAUGGAAGCAAAAUCGAAACUUGGCACAGCACAUUAAACGUCUACGCGAAUCCAAAGACAUAGCAGAGAGGCUCUGUCCCAAUGGUGUGUGUCAGAAAAGAGAAGACCUCCCACUUUGGGAAUUGGAAUUCCUACAGAAAGAACAUCAAGACAAGCAAGACGAUCUAUCCCGGAGCAGAGAUAUGAUUGAGCAAUACAAGGACAAUAAGAAUGAUCUCUCAGGGGGAGAGGAGGAGGAGGAGAAAAUGGCUAAGAUUGAACUUAAUCAUGCCAUCAAAACAGAGUCGAUUUAUCGGCGAGCAGUCGUGCAGGCCAAAGCUGAUGCAGACCGACUGUGUCCGGGGAAGACUUUGCAGUCAGCGUUGGGAAUCAACGCAGACGAUCUAUAUAGCCGUCAUCACCUGCAAGAGCAACCAAAUCUUAUCCAAAGAGAAAUUGAGGCUUUGCAAGAGUGGCUAGUGACCGUGCCUAGCGAUGUUGUCAAGGCAAAAGAGAUGGCUUUGAACGAAAUUUCCAAAUUUGAGAGUUUUAGAACGAAGCCUUCGGAUGGUUAG